AUGCCUCUCACAGUAAUAAGAAAGAGUCUCCUGAUUCCGGAGAAAAGCCCGGAAGUUCAAGUACGACGUCAUCGGACUGACCAAGACGAGCCACCCACUGAACUUUAUGAAGCUGAAGAAGAAGUGGUCUUAGGAACGUGCUUCAGCAGAGGAGUUGGUGUCCUCGUCAACAUAAGUAUGGCAAAGAACAUCGACUCUUUCGAACAACUUACGAACCUAAUCGGACGUCUGCGGAUGAGACGAUGUGGUCCAACACCAGCCUUGACUAUCUUCGUCGCUUACGUUCCAACAUCAAGCUACGACGAAGAAGAAAAAGUCGAAGCUUUCUGUAUAGACCUGGAAAAGUUCUACCGAGAAGAUCAUGCCUUCUACAAGGUCAUAAUUGGCGAUUUCAACGCCAAGGAAGUUUCCGCAAUGGACAGCAUCGACGAGGAAUACAAUCGGCUCGUGGAAGAUCUUCAUGAUUGCGCGAGGAAGGCUCAGAGUUCUACAAUCAUCAAGAGACGCCUUUCUCCAGAAACUCUAGAGCUGACACAGAAGAGAUGGAAGGAAGCUUCUGAGAGAGGAGAGCAGAAGGCCUUGGACAACCAGAGUGUCCCUGCUCAGUACAUAAAGGUACUUUUAGAGUUGUACAGCAACUUCACAACAAGAAUUUCGCCAUUCUACGAGAAUAUCAUCGUUGACAUGAAGAGAGGGGUCCGGCUGGGUAAUGCAAUUUUACCUGAAAUAUUCAACGCUACUCUCGAGAAUCCAAUACGAAAGCAUGAACAGGACGACAAAGGAGUGAAGGUUGACGGUCGGCAGCUACACCAUCUACGCUUUGCUGAUGACACUGUUCUGAUAACAUCUGGCAUCAGUCAGGCGGAACGAAUGCGGGUCGAAUUCGUUGGAACAUGGAGAUUUAUGAUUUCUGUAGCAUAUGGCUUGUAUAUAUAA
Necator americanus (New World hookworm) is the source of this 936-nucleotide messenger RNA. RefSeq lists its product as uncharacterized. The record is from RefSeq and is a predicted model, not a curated record. The transcript is spliced from 4 exons. NCBI's taxonomy places the organism in Eukaryota, Metazoa, Nematoda, Chromadorea, Rhabditida, Ancylostomatidae. The coding region runs from base 1 to 936 and encodes 311 amino acids.